Arachis stenosperma is the source of this 576-nucleotide messenger RNA. RefSeq names its product protein MAIN-LIKE 1-like. Lineage: Eukaryota; Viridiplantae; Streptophyta; Magnoliopsida; Fabales; Fabaceae. Bases 1 to 576 code for a protein of 191 amino acids. The transcript has 3 exons. The record is from RefSeq and is a predicted model, not a curated record.
AUGGGGGACGAUCUUGCAAGGCUGUACCGGUUGGACGGGGUUGCUCAUAUAGUCGGGGUCAUCAACGACGAGCCACAGCGAUGUAUCAGGAGCAUGCGGCGGCAACAAGGCAUGCCACUCGAUGAGCGCUAUGUUCCCUACUUGCAGAUGGCCGGGUUAUACCAUCUGGCUAGGCUGAACGAUAGAUGGUUCCGGUUAGAUGAGCCCCUUGACGUGGCGUACCAGUUGGGGUUGGCAGUGGACGGGCGUUAUGUCAGCGGUUGCCUUACAGAUUUUCAUAUGUAUAUCGAGGGUGGACAUCCAGCUUGGGUGUGGUUCAAGAAGUUGCUUGGAGUGAUUCCUCCUCCAAGCCAGGUUCAGAAGUUCGCAAUAAAUUGCACCUGGUUCCAGGAGACUUUCGGAGAGUGCCCUGAGGGAGCCGAUGAGGAGACUGUGCGGCGCUUUACUCGUGCCUAUAUCAUGAUGUUGUUGGGCACUCAACUAUUUGCUGACAAGUCCGACAACCGCAUUCACAUCAGAUGGCUUCCCUACGUAGCUAGACUUGAGGAGAUGGGUUCCUACAGUUGGGGUCUGUAG